AUGGAUGACCAAUCUAGUCUAGAAGCUCAAAAUAACAGAGAGACCAACCUGAAGGCGGCAUUAAAAGGAGGACCCAAGACCAGAGCAGGAGCAAAACAACUUUCAAUCACAACUACUCAACGAGAAGGUAAAAACACCGAAGAAAUUGAUGAAAGUGGCGAAAGCGACCAAGACAAAGACGAAGACCCACCAAAUGAACAACAAACGACAUCAAAGAAGACUGUUAAACAAGUUAUUACCUUAGAUGACCUGAAUAUGGACGACGGAGAGAACUCAGAUGAAGCAGGUAACAAGGAAGCAACAAGCCCGAUAUUCAAUGAGAAAUCCUCUUCAGACGAUUCAUCAUCAGAAGACGAUAAAAUCAGUUAG
This is a messenger RNA of Melampsora larici-populina 98AG31, 369 nucleotides long. RefSeq lists its product as uncharacterized. Bases 1 to 369 code for a protein of 122 amino acids. The record is from RefSeq and is a predicted model, not a curated record. The transcript has a single exon. Lineage: Eukaryota; Fungi; Basidiomycota; Pucciniomycetes; Pucciniales; Melampsoraceae.